Erinaceus europaeus (western European hedgehog) is the source of this 894-nucleotide messenger RNA. RefSeq names its product receptor accessory protein 6 (gene REEP6). NCBI's taxonomy places the organism in Eukaryota, Metazoa, Chordata, Mammalia, Eulipotyphla, Erinaceidae. The record is from RefSeq and is a predicted model, not a curated record.
CCCCGGCAGGCGGUGAGCGCUCGGCGGGGCCGGGGCGCGGGGCCGCAGGCAAGUUCCACCAGCCAGCCCCGCCGUGGCCAUGGACGGCCUGCGCCAGCGGUUCGAGAACCUUCUGGAACAGAAAAACCUCGCCACCGAGGCGCUCGGGGCGCUCGAAGCCAGGACGGGAGUCGACCGGCGCUAUCUGGCCAUAGGAGCCGUCACUUUCCUCGGCCUGUAUCUUCUGUUCGGCUACGGGGCACCUCUGCUCUGCAAUGUGAUCGGCUUUGCGUACCCCGCGUAUGCCUCCGUCAGGGCCAUCGAGAGCCCCAGCAAGGACGACGACACCGUGUGGCUCACCUACUGGGUGGUGUACGGCCUCUUCGGGCUCGCGGAGUUCUUCAGCGAUCUGCUCCUGUCCUGGUUCCCUUUCUACUACGUGGGAAAGUGCGCCUUCCUGUUGUUCUGCAUGAGUCCCGGGCCGUGGAACGGGGCUCUGCUGCUGUACCGGCGCGCGGUGCGGCCCCUCUUCCUCCGGCACCAGGCGGCGGUGGACCGCGCUCUGAGCGCGCUCAGCGGCCGGGCCCUGGACGCCGCGGCGGGGCUCGCCCGGGACGCCCUGCAGGCCCUGACCCGCAGCCGGGCCCGGGCCCUCGUCGCCCCGGGGGGGACGGCAGCGGGGCCCCCGGUGCCCGCGGAGCCACCCCAGCCGCCGGGCAGCAGGACAGGAAGCCCCACGGGCAGCGCCACACAGCUGCAGAAGGAGCAGUGAGAGCUGGCCUGGGCCCGGACAGGGACUCUGCUGCGGCGGCCGGCGAGCGGGAGGACCCGGCCGGGGAGCUGCCGAAGCCUCUCAACCAGGCCGGGAACCGCGGGGAGGUGCGGCCCAACACCCCCGACAGCAGCAGGAUCAAA